This is a messenger RNA of Callithrix jacchus (white-tufted-ear marmoset), 1887 nucleotides long. It is a transcript of the gene LCNL1, whose product is annotated as lipocalin like 1. The record is from RefSeq and is a predicted model, not a curated record. Gene Ontology annotation, molecular function: small molecule binding. Lineage: Eukaryota; Metazoa; Chordata; Mammalia; Primates; Cebidae.
GGUGUCCCCCACCCACUCCAGACGACCAUGGGACCCUGCCACGGCCCCACGUGUCCAGCCACACCCCCUGAGCUGCCACUGCCACCAGGCCGGUGCUGAGCUGGAGGGGGGUCAGUGACUCAUCUCAUCCCCUAGGCAGGUAUCCUGCACCCCAACUACACCCUGUCACCCCCCUCAGCAGCAAAGGCCUGAGGCUUGAGGCCGCAGAGGAGCUUUGGACCUGUUGGGUGUCUCGAGGUGUGGGAUUAACUCACUGAGAUUGCACAGAGAUAAGGGUUUCAGGGGACAAAAAGGAACAUUUGUUUGAAAGAUGCUAGAGUGUCUCCACCCCCCACCAGACAGACUGACGGAGUGGACUGGGUACAGGCCACCCCACAUCCCUCUGGCUCUCUGAGCACCCCCUGCCCUCUGACCUGGGCCUCCAGAUCAUAGCCCUGUCCGAAAGCCAGAGCCCUCACACCACGCCCACACCAUGCCUGGCCAGUGUCCUGCCCAACCCUGCUCCCUACCACAUUCCCACCCUCACUGUGACCUGCCCACCAGCCCCCCCACCCACCAAGGCAGGCCCUGUAGAGGCACCAAGCAUUUGAGGCUCAGAGGUGAAGGUGAGGUUCUAGGUGGCUUUCCAGGAGAAGGGAGCUUGAGGCUGUGCCUGGGCUCAGGGAGGGAUCCCACAUCCCAGAGAAUCUGCAGAAGGCCAAAGAGGCAGGGUGGGUGAGCUGCAGGCCCCUAGCCCCGAGGCCUGUCAGAACUACCCUCAGCUGCCAGGCAUCCAGCCCCACCCCGGAGGAAAGGCAAGGGUUGGCAGGGGAUGGCGGGACUUGGGUUGAAGCAGCUGGGCCUGAGUGCUGCAGAGUGCAACUUGAUCAGAAGUCUAUCACGGUGGGUGCAGUCCCAGCCCAGCCGCCCCAGGGCAUCUCAGGGGCAUAAAGCCUACAGAGGAGACACCAGAGCUCUGCCCUGCUCCCGAGUCCCAAGGAGACCCUGAGCCACUUGCUGCACGAUGCUUCGGCCAGGCCCAGGUCCCCAUCCAGGCCAACUUUGAUGCCAGCCAGACCUGGGGACACAUUCUCUAAGUGCAGCACUUUGGUGCUUUGCCCCAGGUUCCUGUCCACACCCUCUUUGAUCCAGGCAGGCCUGGGGGCAGGGGAUCCCCCACACACCUGCUCUAUCUGUCUGGAGGGGGCGUGGCUGGGGAAGACUGCAGUCCGCCAUCCCAGCUUUUCCGUUGCAUCCCCCCAUCACUCCCCAGGGCCAAAAACUGGGACAAGUCACAGCUGCCUGCACCUCACGUCCCCCACCCCGACCCCACACAGACUUGUGACCUUGCCACAGCCCCACCCAUCCAGCUGUCCCCCGGGCUGCCGGCUGCAGACAGGCUGGUGCUGGGCUGGUGGGGGCCAGGUGCUCCUCUGCUGAGGCUCCCCCUCCCUCAGUUCUGCAUCAGGGUCGACGUGUGCACAGCAGCCCCCGUCCUGGCCAGGAAGCAGCUGUGUCAGGAUGGAACGUGGUGGGUAGAACAUGGUGGCUCAGGCCCAGGGCCCGGGGCCACCUCCCAGCCUUCCAUGCACUCACCCUGCAGUUCCAGGGCACCUGGUACAUGGUCAGGUGGUGUCAGAUGACCAGGACUUCCUGGACUCCAAGGACACUAUAAAGAUGCCUGUGGUCUUAGUGACCCCCUUGGUGAAUGGUGACCUGGCCCUCAAGUUUGGAUACCCCACGCCUGACGGCCGGUACCAGAAAAUGGACACGACCUUCACCAAGGGAGCCGUGGAGGGCACGGAUCUUGCCCUUCCAGCCAUGGCCUUGACUGACAUCCGGGCCUUCUCCGACUACCAGCACUUCGCCUUGCUAUACUUGGAGACGUGGAGAGGACUGCGUAAGCCG